Hydatigera taeniaeformis is the source of this 1074-nucleotide messenger RNA. The record is from the annotation of a GenBank genome assembly. Lineage: Eukaryota; Metazoa; Platyhelminthes; Cestoda; Cyclophyllidea; Taeniidae.
AUGGGCGAGAGCUGUGGCAAUGCGAUGUCGCGCAAGGAGAUGCUCAAAAAAGCCGACCACCUUACAAAACGUCUCACGGAUUACCAAGUGCUGAAGGGCAAGUACGCCCAAAUGUCUGAAACGGAGCUCGCUCAUCUUUGUAGUGUAAUGCCGGAUGUGUUGAUGGAAGACGCUAUAGUAAUGGACAUUAACGCGACUUCGCCGCUAUACGUUGUUGGUGAUAUUUAUGGUCAGUUUGGUGACCUCCUACGAAUUUUUAUGCUCCUGGGCUACCCACCUGAAAACCGCUACCUUUUCCUCGGGAAUUACAUCAACCGAGGUACACGGUCAAUUGAAACACUUGCAUUUCUCUACGCUCUGAAACUUCGGUAUCCACGCCACAUCUACCUUCUGCGGGGCAAUCACGAGUGUCAGCACAUCUCUCGCCAUUACGGUUUCUAUGACGAAUGUGUCAAAAGAUACAACCGACGUCUCUGGCGUGUCUUUGUUAGUACUUUUGAUUACCUACCUUUGAUUGCUAUCAUUGAGGAGAAGAUCUUCUGUUGCCAUAGCGGAAUGUCACCUAGUGUUCACUUUUCUGGGGUUUCUAACCUCCAGGAGUUCCGGGACUACGUGACGAAAUUGACUCCUCGACCAACUGAAAUAAGCACGAGUAUUCUUAUGACCCACUAUACCUGGUCAGAGCCGGACCCGGAGGUUAAUGGGUGGGAGCAGAAUCCUGCGGGUCUAGCUUAUCUUUAUGGACCCUCGGUAGUUAGGUGUUUCUGUGAACGCUUCGGUAUCCAACAGAUCAUUCGCUCCAAUGAGCUACUCGAAAAAGGCUAUGAAUUCUUCUGUGAUGAUAGACUGCUAACUAUCUUUUCUGUCCCAAAUUUUCUUGGCACCUUUACAAACGACGGGGCGAUUGCUGAGGUGAGCAAGGAUCCCGAAGCUUUAGAAAUUGUCUGCCGCAUAAAACUAGUCAAGCCAAUUAUGCAAUUGCGCAAUAAGAUGACGGGGCGUAUGAACAUCCUCAUACAGGAUUCUCUCGACAGUAAACAUGAGGAGGAGGAAGAGGGUUUGGGAGAUUUGUGA